AUGCCUGAUUCAAAAUAUCAAGGUACUAGUAAAAAGAUCAAUGACUACAACUUCCGGCGAGAGUGCAUCCGGAACUUCUUCCCCUCACGCAAGUGUUUUGUGUUCCCCUCCCCUACAACUCCUGACAACAUGCACCGACUGGACUCCAUGGACGAGGCUGAGCUUUCUGAACGCUUCAGAGAGGUCGCAGAUACUUUCUGCCGUUUCAUUUUCCAGGAGAGCUGUAUGAAGACUGUUAUAGGGGGACACACAUUGACUGGAGAGAUGCUAGGCCACUUGGUCACCACCUAUGUGGAGACCAUAGCCAAAGGCAAUGUGCCGUGUCUAGAGAAUGCUGUGUUGGCCAUGGCUAAAAUUGAGAACCAGGCUGCUGUGGAUGAGGGCCUGGCGGUGUACCAGAAGGGAAUGGGGGAUGUGAAGGCCUUAUUCCCAGUGGACAUCAAUCAGCUGUCAGAGAACCAGCUUCGCUCAGAGACCCAGGCCACACAGGCGUUCAAGAAACGAUCCUUCAAAGAUCAAAAUGGGGAGUUUUUGAAAGCUCUGGUGGAGGCCAUUAGCAACCACACCGCCGACCUUUUCAAACAGAACAAGGAUGCCUCAGAGAAGAAGUGCAAGGCUCUUCUGGAGAAUCUGUCUGCUCAGAUGGAUCAGGGGAUGAAGGAGGGGACUUACGCCACACCGGGAGGCUAUGAGCUUUACUGCAAUCACCAUGACAACAUAGUGGCACAGUACCGGGCUGAGCCUAACAAAGGAGUCAGGGCUGAGGAGGUUCUGGAGCAGUUCCUGAAGGACAAGAGUACAGAGUCCAACUCCAUCCUGCAAGCUGACAAAAAACUGACUGAAAAUGAGAAACAAAUCCAAGCGGAGAAGAAGAAAACAGCUGAGUUGGAGCAGGAGAAGGCAGCAUUCAGGGAGCAACAGGCAGAGAUGGAGCGCACCAUUGAGAACAAUCGCAUUAGCCAGGAGAAGUACUUGAAGGAGAUGAAAGAGAAGAUGGAGAAGAAGAGGAAGCAACAGCAGCAGGAGUUCAACAGGACCCUGGAACGCAGGAUGCAGGAGCAGAAAGAUCUCCUGGAGAAGGGCCAUAAGGAGAAGGCUGAGCUAAUGAGACAAGACAUCGAGGAGAUAAAGAAGAAUAAUCAAUUGGAAAGGGACGCCAAUACCCAGAAUCAGAAGGCUCUGCUGGUUGAAUGUAAAAAGGGGAAAAGCUCAAAAGCUCCACUUUGAAUGCCUGACUAUGAAAAGCCAACUGAUAUUGAAUCUUGAAGCGUUCGUCCGAAAAUUGCCAUCGUUGUUUUUAUUUUAAAAAUGAUCUGGUGUUAAUGACCACAUGAGCCUGGUUCCUCUCUAGGUUUCUCCUAGGUUCCUGCCUUGUAGGGAGUUUUUCCUAGGAUUAAAUGUCAGGAAUUGUGAAAA
This is a messenger RNA of Oncorhynchus gorbuscha (pink salmon), 1416 nucleotides long. Its product is annotated as guanylate-binding protein 1-like. Bases 1 to 1227 code for a protein of 408 amino acids. The record is from RefSeq and is a predicted model, not a curated record. The transcript has 6 exons. Gene Ontology annotation, molecular function: GTPase activity; GTP binding. Lineage: Eukaryota; Metazoa; Chordata; Actinopteri; Salmoniformes; Salmonidae.